CUUAACUUGCGUCUGGAGCGUGCGUGUGCGUCCAGAAAGGGCGGAGGAGGAGGUGGAGGAGGAGCGCACACUAUAUCCAUCCAUCCCUCCAUCCACACAUCCAACCAGGCAGACUGGUAGGCAUCGAGUCAAGCUGGUUCCAGAGAAGCGUGUGCUGAGCACGGCGGUGGCGGCUGCAGCGGCGGCAUGGCUUCGUCUCACGGGAGAAGUAGUGACCUGCGCUUCGCCGACUGGAUGUCGAGUCUCCCGCAGAGCAUGCACAGCAUCCCGCUCACCAACUUGGCCAUCCCCGGUUCCCACGACUCCUUCAGCUUCUACAUCGACGAGGCGUCUCCCGUGGGCCCCGAGCAGCCUGAGACGGUGCAGAACUUUGUGUCGGUUUUCGGCACGGUGGCCAAGAAACUGAUGAGAAAGUGGUUAGCCACGCAGACCAUGAACUUCAACAGCCAGCUGGAGGCUGGCGUCCGUUUCUUUGACCUACGCAUCUCCACCAAGCCCCGAGACCCCGACAACGAGCUCUUCUUUGCGCACGGCCUCUUCAGUGCCACAGUCAGAGAAGGAUUGGAGCAGAUCAGCAGCUUCCUGUCGUCGCACGCCAGAGAGGUGGUGUUUCUGGACUUCAACCACUUCUAUGGCGUACAGAACCUGCACCACGAGAAGUUGGUCACCAUGUUGAAGGACGUUUUUGGAGACAAGCUCUGCCCAGUUGUCUUUGCCCAGGAGUUGAGUCUGCAGUAUCUGUGGGAGAAGGAGUACCAGGUGCUUGUCUUCUACCAUCACCCUAUGGCCCUGGAGGUGCCCUUUCUUUGGCCCGGCCAGAUGAUGCCCGCCCCAUGGGCCAACACUACCGACCCAGAGAAGCUGGUUCAGUUCCUCCAGGCCUCUGUCACUGACCGCAGGAGGAAGGGCACUUUCUUUGUUUCCCAGGUGGUCCUCACACCGAAGGCCAGCACGGUGAUGAAGGGUGUGGCUAGCGGACUCCGAGAGACAAUCACAGAAAGGGCUUUGCCGGGAAUGAUGCAGUGGAUCCGGUCGCAGAGGCCCGGUGAGAGUGGCAUCAACAUCAUCACCGCCGACUUUGUUGAGCUGGGCGAGUUCAUCAGUGCCGUCAUCACCCUCAACUACCACAUGGAUGACGAAGACGACGACGACGCCACCUGAGAGCCCUCGGAGGUGUCGCCAUCGAGCGCGGUCGCACCCCUGCUGCCUGGCGGUUGGUGGGUGGGGGGGGGGGCCGUCUUGGUCUGUGCUCUGCCUCUUUUCUCCUUGCCGUUUGUUUCAGAGGAGAUGUGCUGCUCCUUCCACUUUAUUUAGGGCUAGAGUGAAACGGUGAAUGACACAGAGAUGAGGUUGAGAGAAGAAACGUUGCGAUGGUGAGUUCGAUGGUGUGACAGUGCUAAUUUGGGGCCAAAAAUGUCCCCUCUUUUAAGUGAGAUACGCCACCCGAGCUGUAAAAAUGACCGCUUUCACUAUACACAUGUAAAGCAUUUUAUAUUCGGUAUGUUCCUCAUCAGGCAUUUCUGGUUCUCUUCGAUGAUUCUGAUCACUAAGGUCAUGUGUAAAAUAGUUUAAAUGUACACCUGCCUCAGAGGGAAGCCAGUCUAAUGAAGAGUCAUGUUAGAGCAUUCAACAUUUUUUUUUAACGAAUAAUAAUUUCAAUAUUUUUAAAAUCUAUUUAUUUCUUUUCACAAGAUUAUUUUUCAAAAAAAUAUUUACCUUAGAUAUUUAUUUGUGAUUCAAUUAUUUGCUGUGGGUUUUUUUUGGGGGGGUGAGUUUGGGAGUGGAAUUUUACUUAUGCUGUAAUUUUGGGAGUAUGUUGGAAAAAAAUGAAAUAACUAAAACCUGUUUUUCAUUUUAAUGGUUAUAUUUAAUUAUGGUAUUUAUUUAUUGAUUUCAACCCACCACGCCACAUUGAAUGUAUGUGGCAAGAUAGUUCAGAUAUGACCCCCGCAAAAAACAAUGAAAUAAAGGUUUGAUUUUUUUUUUUUUUUUUUUUACAUCACUUCUUUAGAUUUAAUGUAUGCAUUUCUUUAUGAAUCUGAUUUGUUUGUAUUUAUCCGAAAGGCAACCUCCUACUAUUGAGAGAAAGUGAGAGGUGUAACAAUAAGAUCGCACAGCUUGUAAAACAUUUCUUAUACAUUUUUAAUUCUCAAGUUUUUUU
Molecule: messenger RNA, 2161 nt
Organism: Hippocampus comes (tiger tail seahorse)
Lineage: Eukaryota; Metazoa; Chordata; Actinopteri; Syngnathiformes; Syngnathidae
Gene: plcxd3
Product: phosphatidylinositol-specific phospholipase C, X domain containing 3
Exons: 6
Coding region: 187-1161 (324 amino acids)
Biological process (GO): lipid metabolic process
Cellular component (GO): synapse
Molecular function (GO): phosphoric diester hydrolase activity
Source: RefSeq, a predicted model, not a curated record